AUGCUAAGACAGAGAAAGAUCCAUCUUUUUAACUGUGAUCAGCUCUACGAGCUCAGUAUCAUCGAGAAUUUACUCAACUCUUUGAAACCGAAACUGGCCUUCGAUCUCACAGUGGAGUGUCACUACUUCUCCCUUUCUGAAAUGGCUGAAUUGAGCGAGAAAGUUAUUCCCGCACUGCAGAUCGAUUUUGCUUUUUUCGUCGUUCACGCUCACGAGUCACGUCUGUCGAUAAACGAUGGCCGUGGUUACACCAAGGUAUACAGAGCUCUAUUGCAGAAAACAGGUAAGAAUUUCAAACGCGACCUGCAUACAGUAUAAUGUCAUUGUAACCGAUCUUUCACGGAUCUUUGUGUCCGGCUAUGUGCAAAAAGGUAUGAAGGACCAACAAAAACUUUCGACUAAUGUUUUUGUAGUCAAUAUUAAUCGAUUAAUGUGACGCUCAGUAAUAUAAAUGAGCGCUCCCUAAAGGAUUCUUGACGAUGGCUAUUAUAUUUGUGACUAAAAAAUAUAAAUAACAAUUAUCCACCGACACUGUUUUAGUAUAUACUAAAAGAGUGAGAUAAUUGAGCACAAAAUGAUGAUUUUUAACUCAUUUACUGUUGCCAACGAUAACAAUUUUGGCGUGCGAUGACCGAACGGCCGCGGUCGUCGCUUUUUCUUUAGUGACAAAUAAAACUUUUGAAGGCGUUUGUUUAGCUCUUGCGGGGAAGUUUCUUCAAAAGGAGUUGUGAAUUCUGUUUGUAUUUAAAAUAAUUCUGUAACAAAGAUUAUUAAAUUUAGUUUAAGCUUAUUUAUGAACAAGUCAACUAAAUAAAGUAACGCAAGACUUUAGCUUGAUUUGCAUUUGAAAACAAAAAACUUUUUCACCGGUUUUAUCGAUAACUAUUCAAGUCAAAAAGACAAAGCUUUACCUGUUAAAACUUCCAAACCGAACUUCGUCACCUUCUUCAUGUAUUUCGGAAAUAGCUUGCUUGAUUAGUUGUGAAAUUUCUUAGUUUGUUACGGCAGCAAACCGGGAAAGCAUUUUGCUCGCAACCUACGCGAGUUUGGCGUCGCUCGCUCGGAGGAACUGGAGGUGAAGCAGUGAAUAUUGCAGGAUAUUCACUGAUUGAGUAGCCAAUCAGAGCGCCCGAAAAACACUAUCCAGUGCUUUAGUAUAUACUAAACAACAUUAUUUGCGAUGCAAAACUAGAACCUUGUAAACUUUGCACUCUAUGAAAAAGCGAGCAAUACACCAGUCAAUUCCAGCUGCGCCCAGCUCACCCUCCCUCGGGUGCUGACCCCCAUGCAUUUAUGUAUUAGCAUUUUUUUGCCUUGGUAAAUUCCUGGGGGUGGAGACCGUUGAGCUGUCAAAUCCCUCAGGGUGGGGACGAAAAUAGAGGGCCGCCCCCGUCCUCCAUCAACACUGCAACAUUUUUCAUUGAUCGCACAGUCGGGUAGUGCCAUUUUAAGCAUUUUAAUGUGCGAUGUUUUGUUUCAGUUAACGUCUGCCUUUGUAAUGGCGCUAUUCUAAUAAAGACUUCACGCCGCGACGUUACCAGUUUAUGGUUUUAGUAUUGUUAUAAAAUUAUUGAUGUUAAAAUUAAUAUUGUGCUGAAAAGUUUAAAAGCUUAAAUCGGGCAUAGUACGUUUUUUUUAAUAAAAGGGCUAACUUCUCAGGAAACAACUUAACUCGGCGAUAAGAAAGGAAUAAGCUUGACUUAACGUGCAAGUUCUCGCUGAAGUUGGAGAGUUUAUCAGCAAUCAACCGAGCUAGGAUGACAGAAUUCAACGAUAGUUAAUAAGAUUUAGCUUCUGUAGAAUUCAACACGGAAUACAGCGAUCAGUUUCAAAAAAGAGAUAAUUUUACUUCUAAUAUAUUUUUUGCUUCUCAGGAGGUAAUCUUAUUACAGUCAUUGGAGGAGAUGACAACUACAAAAGUGAAGACGAGGAAGAGCGAUCAGUUAUCUCUCCCUGGGCCCGAAGAAUUGUUUCUGUACAAUUCAGCGAAGAAUAUUUGGAUGGAAGGAAAAGCUUUGUAUUUUCCUGGAACAAGAAACACAGGCCAAUUCACGAGGAAGCUCUGAGGCAUAUUUUUGAUCCAAGCAAAAAUGGUGAAAAGUUUGAAUAUAAGCUGUCAGCAAACCCAGACCCUCCAUCGCAGGCCAGACGAGUUACACCGGCUGAAACCAUUCCCACCAAAGCGGAAGAGAACAAAAGCUCA
Messenger RNA from Porites evermanni, 2203 nucleotides. NCBI's taxonomy places the organism in Eukaryota, Metazoa, Cnidaria, Anthozoa, Scleractinia, Poritidae. The record is from the annotation of a GenBank genome assembly.